This is a messenger RNA of Durusdinium trenchii, 1569 nucleotides long. Lineage: Eukaryota; Dinophyceae; Suessiales; Symbiodiniaceae. The record is from the annotation of a GenBank genome assembly.
AUGGAUGUGUGGGUAUUGUUCAUGACCCUAGCGCUUCUUUGCGGUUCGCUCCACUUGCGACUCACCCAGAGCGAUUGGGUGACGUUGCGUCGAUGGAUUGCAUCUGUCAUAGAGCCUGAGGUGCUGGAUGCGCUGAAGGAAGCGCGUGUGAAGGAGGAGAUGGUGAAGCUUCGCCAAAGGCAUUGCAGGUUGCUCAAUCGCUGCUUCUCUCACAUCGUAUUUGUGACAAGUCUUGGCUUGCUUCACCAAGCUCUGACGGCACCUGGGCUCGACACAAUUACUUGGGCCAGUGUGGGCAUCAUCUCAUAUCUUCCGAUGGCGGUGGUCGGGCAGGACUCGUUGAGUGUGACUCCUGCACAGCUAAAGCUGAUUACCUGGUUCUUACAUUUUCUGCAGCUGCCGCUCAUUGCCUCUUCUAUAUGCUCUGCAACUGCCUUUGAUUUCGCGGUGAGGCAAGGCCUGCAAACGGUAAGUCGUUUUGGCUUGGGCAUUCUUUUUCUAGAUCCUUGGGUCUCCAUUCCUUUUCAGCUGGUGCAUUCUGCUGCAGAAUUUGCUGUUCAUCUUUCUUAUUUUGAGAUGAACCGCGUGCACAUGGGGCUACUACUAAUUGCCCAAUUCUUCACCUUCGCAAUCCACAUCGCAUGCAUGGCAUUCAUUGACGUUGUGUUGCGACAGCGCAUCAAUGCCCAAUUGGAAACUGCUGACGCGGAGUCCUUGGUAUCCAGUUUCCGAAGGAUGCUGCGAAGCGUGUGUGAUGGCGAGGUGCUUCUGGAUGGCCAGAUGAAUGUGGCACAGGAGAGUGAAGGUUUGAAGCAUUUGAUUCUCACCACAGUGAACUUGAAGGGCAGGUCAUUUGAGCGAUUGCUGAUUGAUGAGGAAUGCACUCGUUUCACCAAGUUUAUCCAAUCAUCCACUGAGGCAUUUCUCACACCGAAGCCGGCGGUACCACCCGUUUGCUUGCGGACUUCUUUGCGAGGAUCUGCUGGUAUCAGGGUUGCUGCGGAUGUUUUUCAUGUGCCCAUUCCAGGUCUUUUUGGGGCUGCGGAGCCAUAUCAUCUCCUGGCUUUCAAAGAGGACACGGAGUCUCGAGCUCAUCCAGAAGCAAAUGAAGAUUCAGUUCCUGCCGAACUUUUGAGCAGACAGCCGCGUCAAGCUCAUCGGCCGGGUUCUAGGCCUGGCUCCACUUCGAUGCUUUCUGGAAGCACAGGCAGAAGUUCAUGUCAUGGUUUUCCUGGGCUCGACGAGGUGUUCUUGCUGAUCGAUGUGGAUUCGCAACUUCAAGAGGUCACUCAGGUGGAGCUGAACUUUAAGCGCGAUCGAUGCGCAGCUUCGAUGCCCAGCUUGGGCAAGUUGGUGAGGCCCAGUGAAUGGGAGAAGGUCCGCUCGAGCGUGGCACGCUUCGCUGAGAAAUCCUCGCGUGAUCAGUCUGAUCACCCGAAGGUGUUGAAGCGUCUCACUCUGCAGGUGCCGGGGCAGAGUGGAUGGAUGCUGGUGGACGAGGCCACGUUGCAUCGGAGUCAGCAGCCUUGGAAGCUUUGGAUGCAUUUGCAUGGCUUUCAUCCUCGGUGA